AUGGAAUUACCAAAAUCAAAACGAUCUUCAUCACAGUCUCCCCUACUUGUAUUUUGCACGUGAUAUAAAAGCACCAACGUAUCAGUCAAUUUGCAGAUUAUUUACUUGUAAUUAGUUUAAAAAUUAAACGUGGUAUACAUCACUUAAAAUGAAUUUAAGAAGCAUAAAUUUAAUUGUAUUGUCCAUAUAUUUAAUUUUACAAUCUUCGUACGGUGAUGGUCAUCCCAAUGGAGUUCAAGAAUCCUUUGGAUUAAAAGAACCAAUACCAACAUUAAAAUUACAUCAUCGAGGAAAGAAAAGCUAUUACUUGGGUAAUAUUUUUAAAGGCAACCUACUUAAAGCCGAGCAAUUUUGCAGAUACCACGGUAUGAAUUUGGUGAAUAUAGAAUCAACUGAAGAGAACGACUUUUUGCAAAAAAUAAUCGUUGAAACAGGUAGUUUAGGAGAUGGUUUAGAGGGUUCUGAUGAUUAUAUGUUGACUUCUUUCACAAGAAUACCUGACGGUAAAUAUGUUUCUCUAACAAGUGGCAAAACACUUACCUAUUUGAACUGGCAUAGAAACCAACCCAAUGGCGGACAGGAAGAAUGUAUUGGUCUUCACAGAGAAGGAUCUGAAUUACAGUGGCAUGAUGUGUCGUGCUGGAGCAAAUAUUAUUUCUGUUGUGAAGUUGUUUGGUCAAAUAGAGAACAGGAUUUGUUGCAGGAUUUAAAUAGUACGCUCCAUAAGCAAAUUCAUAUCGAGCUUAAUAUAAGUUAAGAAAAGGUAUCUGGUGUAAGAGAACACUUCGACUGUCCCAAGUAGAAUAAAUGUAAGCGUCAAUUCGAAAAAUGUUCACCAGAGUAGAAAACGUAAAGGUCUCAACUUUUCAAAUUUCUGAUUUGUUAAUAAAAUUGAACAGACAUUAAUUUAGCAAAAAAUAAUCUUGUUUUUUAGUAAAUAUUUUUAUGCCUGUAUUUUAUUUUCUCACUAGGUUUUGAACACAUACAGUGUUUUUAUUUGGGAAACCUGAAAAUAUAGCAUCUCACUUUUUAAAGACAUUAAGUACUACAAAUGAUACUUUAUUCAAAUUCCUUUAACAAAUAUAUACAGCGUGUCCCGAAAAGAUUGGUCAUAAAUUAUACCACAGAUUCUGUGGUCAAAAAUUGGUUAAUUGAACCUCACUUACCUAUUUACAAUAGUACACACAAAAAAAGUUACAGCCCUUUGAAGUUACAAAAUGAAAAUCGAUUUUUUUUCAUAUAUCGAAAACUCUUGGAGAUUUUUUAUUAAAAAUAGACAUGUGGCAUUCUUAUGACAGCAACAUUUAAAAAAAAUUAAAGUGAAAUUUGUGCACCCCAUCAAAAUUUUAUGGUGGUUUUGUUCCCUUAAACCCUCCCAAACUUUUGUGUACAUUCCAAUGAAAUUAUUAUUGUGGCACCAUUAGUUAAACACAAUGUUUUUAAAACUUUUUUGCCUCCCAGUACUUUUUCGGUAAGCCAGUGUUUAUCGAGAUAUUUUGAAUAUUUUUCGAAUUCACCACAUAUUUGUGUAUGGUUAAGUACGAUUUAUAGAGACCUGUUGAUAAUCUGAAAAUUUAUUUAUAAUUUAAAUUUUUAGGUAUAUUUUGAAGAAGAAGUCACAUCUCGAUAAAAGGUGACUCAUUAAAAAAAGACUGAGAGGCAAAAAAGUUUUAAAAACACUGUGUUUAACUAAUAGUACCACAAUAAUAGUUUAAUUGGAACGUACACAAACAUUUGGGGGGUUUAAAGGAACAAAACCCUCAUAAAAAUUUUAUGUAAAUUUAUUAAAAAAGAAGCCGCAUCUCGAUAACAACUGGCUUAUCGAAAAAAUACUAAGAGGGAAAAUUUUUUAGAAAUGUUGUUUUUAACUAAUGGUACCACAAAAAUGAAUUUAUUGGAACGUACACAAAAGUUUGGGGGUUUAAAGGAACAAAACUCCCAUAAAAUUUUUAUGGCUUGGAUAAAUUUCACUAUAAUUCUGUUUUAAGAUGUUCCUACUAUAAGAAUGAUACGUGUCAAUUUUCAAUAAAAAAUCUCUAAUAGUUUUCGAUAUGUUGAAAAAAAUUGAUUUUCAUUUUGUAACUUCAAAUAGCUGUAACUUCUUUUAUGAGCAUAUUUGUACUAAGGUAAAUUAGGUUCAAUCGAACUAUUUUUGACCCUAGAAUGUGUGGUAUAAUGUACGACCAAUCAUUUCGCACACCCUGUAUAACAAAUUGCAACAAUUUAAUGGUCAAUGUCUGGGUCAUGUAAUUACUGCCAUCCAGGGUUAUGGAAAAACUUGUGCAAUUGGAUCUCAGAGACUGAACAAUUACGCCAAAACGAUUUUCCGUUUUCAGGCAUCAAAGAAAUAAGUUUCUCUAUUAUUUCUGUAUGCAUAUACAAAUUAUAUUAAAUUUUCUAUGUAAACAAAUUAUAUUAUACAUUUUUUAAUAAAAAAUUUCCGUUUAUUGUUAUAA
Messenger RNA from Diabrotica virgifera virgifera (western corn rootworm), 2456 nucleotides. Its product is annotated as snaclec coagulation factor IX/factor X-binding protein subunit A. The transcript has 4 exons. Gene Ontology annotation, cellular component: external side of plasma membrane. The record is from RefSeq and is a predicted model, not a curated record. NCBI's taxonomy places the organism in Eukaryota, Metazoa, Arthropoda, Insecta, Coleoptera, Chrysomelidae. Gene Ontology annotation, molecular function: carbohydrate binding. Gene Ontology annotation, biological process: biological process involved in interspecies interaction between organisms. Bases 149 to 757 code for a protein of 202 amino acids.